AUGAAGGUUUCUUCGGAGGUGGAGGAGCUCUUCAACUGCAUCGCCAGGUAUAAGCCCCACACCAUCGAGCUGGACACCAUCCUGAAGCCCUUCAUUCCGGAGCUGAUCCCAAGCAUCGGUGAGGUGGACGCAUUCCUGAAGAUGCCCCGCCCGGAUGAAGCGCCCAGCGGCCUGGGUACCACUCGCCUGGACGAGCCGACACUGAACCCCUCGGACCCGAGCAUUCUGGACCUGCAGCUCCGUUCUUUGAGCAAGAACCAGGAGCUGCAGCCCAUGGAGGUGCGGUCCAUUGAGAAUGCGGAGAAGAACCCUAAGGAGAUCGACAACUGGGUGAAGCGCAUCGACAACCUGAACCGCACCAAGCCGGCUCCCACCGUGCAGUACUCCCGCAGGAUGCCGGACAUCGAACAGCUCAUGCAGGUCUGGCCCAACGAGUUUGAGGAGUUCCUGCAGACCAAUCCGCUGCCGGAGCUCUCAGACUUAGAGCUAGACCUGCCGAGCUAUAUUCGGAUCUUCGCCUCCAUCCUGGACGUGCCUGUCUACAAUCAGAUCACAGAGACGCUGCACGUCAUUUUCACCCUCUACUCGGAGUUCAAGUCCAACCAGCACUUUUCAAAGGCCUCGGCCUCAGGUCCUAAAAUAUGGUUUCUGAUUCAACGACAGAUGGGUUACCCAAAGAGAAUAUUUUAA
Molecule: messenger RNA, 690 nt
Organism: Effrenium voratum
Lineage: Eukaryota; Dinophyceae; Suessiales; Symbiodiniaceae
Source: the annotation of a GenBank genome assembly